AUGUCGUACGCAUAUCUUUUCAAAUACAUCAUCAUUGGAGACACAGCUGUUGGAAAAUCUUGUUUGCUGCUUCAAUUCACGGACAAACGGUUCCAGCCUGUAUAUGAUCUGACCAUUGGGGUUGAGUUUGGAGCUCGAAUGGUAAACAUUGGUGACAAGCAGAUAAAGUUGCAAAUAUGGGAUACAGCUGGACAAGAAUCAUUUCGGUCCAUAACCAGAUCAUAUUAUCGGGGAGCAGCUGGAGCCCUCUUAGUUUACGAUGUUACCAGACGUGACACAUUUAACCAUCUUGCAUCUUGGUUACAAGAUGCUCAGCAACACGCCAGUCCAAAUAUGGUUAUUACACUAGUUGGAAAUAAGUGUGAUUUGGAUGCUAGGCGAGAGGUCAAACAAGAAGAAGGCGAAUCUUUUGCUCGAGAGCACAAACUGUUAUUUGUAGAAACAUCAGCUAAAACUGGAACAAACGUCGAACAGGCAUUUUCUGCAACUGCACGCGCAAUCUAUGAACGUCUACAACAAGGUCUUUUAGAUAUCAAUAACGAUGCAAAUGGUAUUAAAUUAGGUCCUCAACAAAUAGGUAAUCGGCAAACGGGUUCCUACGGUCCUGUCGGGUCAGAUUCAGAUUCAGGUAACACGCUCAGAAAACGUUGUUGUUAA
Heterobilharzia americana is the source of this 657-nucleotide messenger RNA. Lineage: Eukaryota; Metazoa; Platyhelminthes; Trematoda; Strigeidida; Schistosomatidae. The record is from the annotation of a GenBank genome assembly.